Messenger RNA from Castor canadensis (American beaver), 1198 nucleotides. RefSeq names its product tumor necrosis factor (gene Tnf). Gene Ontology annotation, cellular component: membrane; cell surface. Lineage: Eukaryota; Metazoa; Chordata; Mammalia; Rodentia; Castoridae. Gene Ontology annotation, biological process: extrinsic apoptotic signaling pathway via death domain receptors; positive regulation of extrinsic apoptotic signaling pathway; positive regulation of transcription by RNA polymerase II. Gene Ontology annotation, molecular function: tumor necrosis factor receptor binding; cytokine activity. The record is from RefSeq and is a predicted model, not a curated record.
GAAGCAACUCCAGACCCCCUGAAAUAACUUCUAGACAAGAAGCCAGGCAGGCUGAUUCUGUCCCUCUCACACACACUGCCCUAGGGCUCCACAUCUCCCUUUGGAAAGGACACCAUGAGCACUGAAAGCAUGAUCCAGGACGUGGAACUGGCAGAGGAGGCACUCCCCAAGAAGGCGGGGGGCCCCCAGGGCUCCAGACGGUGCUUGUGCCUCAGCCUCUUCUCCUUCCUGCUUGUGGCAGGAGCCACCACGCUUUUCUGCCUGCUUCACUUCGGGGUGAUCGGCCCCCAGAGGGAAGAGCAGUUCGGGAAUAGCCUUCCUUUCAACAGCCACCUGGCCCAGACCCUCACACUCAGAUCAUCAUCGCAAAAUGCAAGUGACAAGCCUGUAGCCCAUGUUGUAGCAAACCACCAAGUGGAGGAGCAGCUGCAGUGGCUGAGCCGGCGUGCCAAUGCUCUCCUUGCAAAUGGCAUGGAGCUGAUAGACAACCAGCUGGUUGUGCCAGCAGACGGACUGUACCUCAUCUACUCCCAGGUCCUUUUCAAAGGCCAAGGCUGUCCCUCCUAUGUACUUCUCACCCAUACAGUGAGCCGCUUCGCCGUCUCCUAUCGGGAAAACGUUAACCUCCUCUCUGCCAUCAAGAGCCCCUGCCAGAAGGAGACCCCAGAGGGGGCUGAGCUCAAGCCCUGGUAUGAGCCCAUCUACCUGGGGGGGGUCUUCCAGCUGGAGAAGGGUGACCGACUCAGUGCGGAAGUCAAUCUGCCCAGCUAUCUAGACUUUGCUGAGUCUGGGCAGGUCUACUUUGGGGUCAUUGCUCUGUGAGAUGGAUGGUCAUCCAUUCCCCUCAGAAACCCUCAUCCUCUUCUGUCUUAGAAAGGGAAUUUGGGGUUCAGAGUCAGAGCCCAAGAUUAGAACUUUCUACAGCAACAGCACUCAGAAAUUUAGGAUGCAGGGAUGUGUGACCUGGACAAUGGUGCACUCACUAGCCUCCAUCAAGAAUUCAAACUGAGGCUUCCAGAACUCACUGGGGCCUCACAUUUCGAUCCCUGAAUUCAACCUGGAUCAUCUGGAGUGUAGGGAUCAGGCAAUCUUGAUUCAGAAUACCCCUGGUAGAAGACCUCACCUAAAACUUGACAUGAGUGUACUUCAGAACUUCCUCUCCUCAGAUGUUUCCAGAUUCUUCCCUGAGAUGUGGAGU